AUGGCCUUCUCAAAUCUCUCGGUGUCUUUGUUUGCUGACCCUGACCGGCUGAUGGCCGAGCACCUGGCCAAUCGACUGAGCUCCCUAGAGAAGUUCGUGCUGCAGAUUCAUAUGAGUCUUCGCAGCUGUACAGAGUGGAUACACUUGCAACGUUGCAGCAUAGUGGCACUUGUGCUUUUGUGCAUAUCCACACUUUUGUGCAUAUUCCACACAGUGGCGCUUGUGUUUUUGUGCAAAUUCAAUCCGUACGUAUCCUUGCACCAUCCUGUCGAGCUGCCUCUGCAAGCGCCAAAUGGCAGCGAAGAGACUUUGGCGCGACAAAGCUCCGGUUUCGCAGGAACUUCGAGUGAUGUGCCAAAUCAAAGAAGCAGCGCAGUUGGGCAACCUGACCUCGCAGGCCGCAGUGUCCCACAAGACAUGCCAGAAGACGCGGGCGUUGGGCAUGAGUUUAACAGGUAUGUCUUGUCCAUUGGCUGUGAUGAUUAUGGUGACCUAAGGGCUACAGCUGCCUACAACUGGGCGAGAGAUCUUGCAUCCCCGGUGCAAGAUGCAGAUCUGAUUGACGAGGCCUUCGAAAAGAUUGGAUACACGUGCGCAUGCCGACUGCGGAACGUUACACGCGAACACUUUUGGGCAUCGUUCGAGAACUUCCUAGCGGGUUUGGAUUGCUCCUGCUAUGUGGUCGCUUUUUUCUUCGCUGGACAUGGCAUUGAAGCAUACCAAGAUGAGCUCUCUAGACUGGCGCUCCUGCUAAACGACUGCAGCUCGCCACAUCUUUAUUUAGAUGAAAUCCUGAAUAGGUUGCACGUGAGACUGGACGAGCUCUUACAUACGUCCAAAGAGGGCGACUCCGUCCGUCAUGCCUCGGUCCUCUUCUUCUGUGACGUCUUCUUCUGUGACAUGUGCCGUGAAGGUCCAGGAGCCAGCGUCAUAAGGGAGCGAGUCGGUAAGCUUCCGACACCGACCCGGCAACAGGCCGUGAUUUACUCCUGUCUCAGUGGUGGCCGCGCGGAAGAUUGCUCCGCCGGUGCAGGCAAGUGUGGACACCUCGCAAAGGCUCUGGCAGACACCGUCAAGGAGAACGUGCCCAACACUGUGUUCAGUGUCUACGAGAUUUUGAACCAAAAAGUGCAAGCAUCGUCUCGGCAGCGUAGGAGGAAGUUGCCGGGUCUGCAUACUCCCAUCAUUAGCAGGCAGAAGGCUGAGCUCCAUGCUGAAUCCAGAGUUCUGGAUGAUCAGUACGACAUAUUCGUGGAUGUGGAGCAGGCGCAGCAGCUGAGGGCCUGGAUGUUGAAACUGCGAUCCGAAGACGGCCGGGCUACCAUGAACUUGUGGCAAGUUCAGAGGCAGUCCGAAGACAGGGAGUUCAGGCAAAGAGUGCUAGUUGAAAGGGAUCGCUUCAUACUUCUGCAGCAUGCACAUGGAAGGACCCGACUUCAAGAAGAUCUCGAAACGCAGCAACGUGCCAAGACUUUCCAAGAGGACCGUGCAAAAAGAGCUGAAGGCCAAGUGGCUUCGGCUGAUGAGCGAGCAAAGAAAGCCGUGGAGUGUGCAGAUCAAUUUCAAGAGCAGGUUCGCGAGCAACGGCAUGCUUUUGAUGGUUUGAGGCAUCAAGCAACCGCAUUUGAGGCCCGCGCAAAGAAGCUGGAGACUGCCUGGCUGGCAGAGCUUCACCGCGCAAGUCAGGCAGAAGGUCAGUUGGACACACUAUCGCUUCAAGCGAAGGAGCUUUCCAUCAAGCUUCAGGUAUCAGAGCAGCAUGCGCAAGAGGCGGAGCUUGAUUGGGAGCGGAGAAUGCAAGAAGUGGAGCUGGCCAAGAGAAAGGCCAUGGUUCAAGUACAGACUCUGGUCAAGCAGUGUGCAAACUUGGAGCAAUCUCUUCAGCAAUCUGAACGGGAGCUGAUGAAGGAGCGGGACCAGUCAGCUUCAGCCAGUGCCCAGGUAAAGGCGGCGGCCGAGCGUGCAAAUCAGUUAGAACAUUUGCUGAUAGCCGCUCGGCAGCAGGAGGAGCAGAUGCUGGGCGAACGCAGGCGGUCAGAGGAGUGCGCUCGCCAAGCAGAAAGAGACCGAGAACAAGCUGCUAUGGCGGUGCAAGAGAUCGGGCAGCGUGCGAGUUUCGUGGAGAGAGAGAGGGAACAGAUUCAUAUGAAGAUGCAAGACGUAAUACCGCGGGUGGAGUCGGCGCAGAGACAGCGAGAGAACGCUGAAAUGAGGGUGCAGGAUGUCAUCCAGAGUGCAGACUUGGCAUACGACCUUCUGCGUGGCCAGCUUGAAGUGGAGCUUGAGAGUCAAAGACGUCGGGCUGAAAAAGCGGAGCAUGAGGCAGCCUCAGCAUGUGCCCAGGCAGGGGCUGCGAUGGAGCGUGCGAAUCAGGCAGAAAAGCAGAAGCAAGAGGCUGAAAGGCAGGAGAAGGAUUCUUUGGGCAAGCGAAGGCGAGCUGAGGAACGUGCCCAGCAUGCGGAGCAGCAGCUUGCAGAUAUGAAUGCAGUUUUUGAGCAGCAGAAGCAGGAUGCCCAACAAAUUUAUGACAUGGUUGCUAGCCGAGGUUCAGUCCCCGUGGAUGAAGUCCUGGAGACUGUGUUUCGCAACGUACUUCUCCUCCUCCUCCCCGGGCUCCGGCGCUCCUCGAGCCCCUCAGCGGCGCCUAAGACGGGCGAGCUGCUGACCGGUCUCUUUGAGGAGCUCCAGAGCAAGGUGGGCUUCCUGCAGGGGUCCGUCGGGGGCUUUGUGGGUGCCCCUGAGCUUCCCACCACGACCACCACCUCCACAGUGAACCUUGCAGAGCUUUUUCGGCAGCACGCCGGCCUCUACGAGGACAAGUCUCGUGCACCGGAGUUGGGCCACGUGCUUCUCCUCACGGCGGCCAACUCCGGGUAUGUGGACAUGCUGGAGAACUGGGAGUGCUUUGCUCGGAAGCUCGGGUUAGAUUGGCUGGUGAUCGCCAUGGACGACGAGCUGCAUCGAAGGAUGCCGAACAGGAGCUUCCCGUCCAUAGGGCAGCACUAUGAAGGCAAUGCCAACUUUGGCAGCAACGGCUUCAUGGUGGUUGCCUGCAACAAGCUACGGUCUGUACUCUACGUGCUAGCAACUGGGCUGUACGACGUGGUCUUCACGGACAGCGACAACGUCUUCAGGAGUGACCCCUUCGCGUCCAAUGUGUCACUGGGGAGCCUGAUGCGCGCCGGGACCUAUGACUACGUCUACGGGGUGAAAUUCCUGCCUCCUGGCAUCAAGCCCGGCGAUCAUUUCGGCGAAAAGAGUGAGCCGAACAAGGCCAACACAGGCUUCUACUAUGUCGCAGGCCGGCAGAAGCCUCGCCUUGUGACGAAGAUUUUCAACAUCAGCGUCGACUGGUGCGAUCGGCGGCCGCACCUCGAUGACCAGGAGAACUUCUGGGACUCCCUCGUGGUAAGCCGACAGAGGAAGAAGCGCAAUCCGGAGUACGUGGGCUGCUUCCAGCACUGUGAGAGCACGGCCUGCGCGUCCGAGCCGCCCGAGCAGACCUUCACGUACUGCCUCAUGAACCCUUUUGAGAACGUCCUGGGCUGCGUCAACCCCGAGAUAGCCCUGAAAGAGCCGUUCCAGAUGAUAACGUACCACGCCACCCACGUCUUCGGGAAGACUGCGAAGCAGCACAAGCUGCGGCGAGCGCAGCUCUGGGAUCCAUGCUGA
Symbiodinium sp. CCMP2456 is the source of this 3672-nucleotide messenger RNA. The record is from the annotation of a GenBank genome assembly. Lineage: Eukaryota; Dinophyceae; Suessiales; Symbiodiniaceae.